AUGGAUCCGCCAGUGAGCCGCAUCGGCUGGAACGAUCAGAAAAUUAUGAGAACGAAACGCGAGUUGAACUCGGUGAGCAAACGGAAGGCGAAUCGAGCGAAAAUGACGAGUUUUAGGUGAAAGUGAUCAUGAAGGAGAAUGUGAAAAAGAUUAUGGAAAGACAGGGAAACCUCGAUGAGCUGGUCGACAGAGCUCGUGAGUUUCCGGCUGGACAGAUCACUCAAACUACUUUUUUCUGUAGAAAAGCUCGAAGAGGCGUCGGACGUGUACCAGAAGUGCGCAGUGAAGAUUCAUCGUGAGGCGAGCUGGAAGCACCACGCCCUCCGCAACGCCUUCAUCGCCAUCUCCAGCGUUUCCGCACUCGCCGGCAUCGGUCGGUCAUUUCCGUACUUCUACAGUAAUCGUUCCCUCCUUUCAGCCUACUCACUUCUCUAA
Caenorhabditis sp. 36 PRJEB53466 is the source of this 435-nucleotide messenger RNA. The record is from the annotation of a GenBank genome assembly. NCBI's taxonomy places the organism in Eukaryota, Metazoa, Nematoda, Chromadorea, Rhabditida, Rhabditidae.